CACCUUGGCCCUGACCCACAACGGGCAGCGUGGGAAAUGGAGGCAGGAGCCCGGGAGGUCCCAGCAGAGCCUCCCCAGGAGGCCAGAGCCAUCCUCAAUGUCUAUGACAUCCUGGUUGUCGUCUUCUACUUUGUCUUCGUCCUCGCAGUGGGGAUCUGGUCCUCUCUCCGGGCCAGCAGAAGCACUAUUGGGGGCUAUUUCUUGGCUGGGAGGUCCAUGACUUGGUGGCCGAUUGGUGCCUCUUUGAUGUCCAGCAAUGUGGGCAGUGGCUUAUUCAUUGGCCUGGCUGGUACUGGGGCAGCCGGGGGCCUGGCUGUAGGCGGCUUUGAGUGGAAUGCAACCUGGGCGCUCCUGGCCCUCGGCUGGAUCUUUGUCCCUGUCUACAUUGCGGCAGGGGUCGUCACCAUGCCUGAGUACCUGAAGAAGCGAUUCGGAGGCCAGAGGAUCCAAGUGUACAUGUCUGUCCUGUCUCUCAUCCUGUACAUCUUCACCAAGAUUUCAACCGACAUCUUCUCUGGAGCCCUGUUUAUCCAGGUGUCCUUGGGCUGGGAUCUCUACCUGUCCACAGUCAUCCUGCUAGUUGUGACGGCUAUCUACACCAUUGCCGGGGGCCUGACUGCUGUGAUCUACACGGAUGCUCUGCAGACGCUCAUCAUGGUCGGGGGAGCCCUGGUACUUAUGUUCUUAGGGUUUCAGGAAGUGGGCUGGUACCCAGGCCUGAAGGACAAGUACAGCAUGGCCAUUGCCAACGUCACCGUGCCCAACACCACCUGCCAUCUGCCUCGGCCCGAUGCCUUCCACCUGCUCCGGGACCCUGUCACCGGGGACAUCCCGUGGCCUGGCCUCAUCUUCGGACUCACAGUGCUGGCCACCUGGUGCUGGUGCACAGACCAGGUGAUUGUGCAGAGAUCCCUGUCAGCCAAGAACUUAUCCCAUGCCAAGGGGGGCUCCGUGUUUGGGAGCUACUUGAAAAUCCUGCCCAUGUUCUUCAUCGUCAUGCCCGGGAUGAUCAGCCGGGCUCUCUACCCAGACACAGUCGGCUGUGUGGACCCUGACAUCUGCCAGGCCGUCUGCGGGGCCCGAGUGGGCUGUUCUAACAUUGCAUACCCCAAACUGGUGAUGGAGCUCAUGCCUGUAGGGCUUCGAGGCCUGAUGAUCGCAGUGUUCAUGGCAGCCCUCAUGAGCUCCCUCACCUCCAUCUUCAACAGCAGCAGCACACUCUUCGCCAUUGACAUCUGGCAGCGCAUCCGCAGGACGGCCACUGAGCGGGAGCUGAUGGUGGUGGGCAGGGUGUUCGUCGUGGUCUUGGUGGUGGUCAGCAUCGUCUGGAUACCCAUCAUCCAGAGCGCCAACAGCGGGCAGCUCUUUGACUACAUCCAGUCCGUCACCAGCUACCUGGCACCCCCCAUCACUGCCCUCUUCCUUCUGGCCAUCUUCUGCCACAGGGUCACAGAACCUGGAGCCUUCUGGGGCCUCAUCUUUGGCCUGGUGGUCGGCACCGUCCGCAUGAUCCUGGAGUUCUCCUACAGGGUCCCCUCUUGUGGCGAGCCGGACACGCGGCCGGCUGUCCUCAGGGAUGUGCACUACCUCUACUUUGCUCUGCUGCUCUUCGGCCUCACUAGCUUCGUCAUCAUCGCCGUCAGCCUCUGCACAGCCCCCAUCCCCGAGGAGAAGCUCAUUCCCCUGACUUGGUGGACCCGGAACUCCAGACCACCAGGCCUGGAAAGGCACUAUCACACCCACCUGCCGAGUGACCGGGACGCAGAUUUGUCAGGUCAGGAGAGUCAGACAGAAGAGAGAGUGUGGGAAGACAGCAGCCUUGAAAAGAAGGAAUCCCCAGUCCCCAGCCUGUCCUGUUGGCAGAAGUUUUAUUUCUGGUUCUGUGGCCUUUCUCCAACACCCACACCCAACCUGAGUCCCGCAGAGAAGGCUGCAAUGGAAAGAAAACUGACAAGCAUCCAGGAAACCCCACUGUGGAGGCGAGUUUGUAACAUCAAUGCCAUCUUCCUGCUCACCAUCAACAUCUUCCUCUGGGGCUACUUCGCCUAAGUGGCUGGUGUGGCCCCACAUCAGUCUGGCAGGCAUAAACCAACUCAUGUCAAUCUGCCUGAAAGGCCACCAUCAGCUUCCACCAAGGAAGCUCCUGAACAUGAGCCGGGGGCAUCAUAGAACACAGAAGGUCAGUCGGUACUGGACAGGACUUGAGACCAUCUUGGUCAAUCUCCCACCCACCCUCCCUCACCUCUGCUGAUUGGGGGUCUGCUGUGACAGCUCAGCAGAUACAAUGCUAGACUUGGAGCUCCGAGCUUUAUCUGCACCCUCCUGGCUCUGAGACCCAUUAGCAGUACAACCUGGGGCAAAGUCACUUCCCCUCUCUGAGACUCAGUUUCCUCGUUUCCAUGGCCCUUUAAGGUAGUCUUGGGAGGUAGGAAGGACAGGCUUACCAUCCUCAUUUCACAGAUGACGAAGCUCGUCCUAGAGAGGAAAAGUGACUUCCCUAGGAUGAUGCAGUGAAUCAUGGGAAGGUCUGACGGAACACCUUGGUCUGGUGGUAUUUCUAAGCCUUCCAAACCCUUCUGACCUGACAAUGGUCAUGGGCCUUUAGGGGGGAUGCCUGAUUCUCUCCUCAUCUCCUGAGUCCCUGGGGGGCUCCUGUGGGCUACCAAGCAGCCAGGAGGAGAUUGAAGGAGCUGGGAAGAUCCUUGUCUACUCAGUGAGGUUUGAUGUUGCCUCGCUCCCUGCUCACUUUCCCUUUCAACAUCCCUGGCUCCAUCCCUUCCUGGAGCCCCGACAGCUUCACCUGGCUAAGGUACCACAGCCAUUGUGUAGCUCUUAUACUCUGAAGCCUUCAGUGGCUCCCUGCUCUUAGGGGUUCAAGUACAAACUCCUUAUCCUAGCAUAAGGGAAGCAACCUUACUUCCCCACCUUAGCUUAUGACACCUCCAAACCUUCUAUAUUCUAGCCAAAUUGGAAGACUCUUUGUCUCUCAUUCUGAUCCUGCCCCAUCCUUUUCCUGGACCUUCAUUCCCAGUGUCUCCCACUCUCAGAAAGAACUCUCCCUCCCUCCCAUGCCCACCUGUAUCUGUUCAAGGCCCUGUCAGGGCCCUGUCAGGGGCCACCACCUUUAGACAGCCUCAUCUGUUUGUUGCCUCUGACAAAAGUUAACCCCUUUCCUCAAAUGCCUCAAUGUUUUUCCCCUGGACCUCUCCUUUCCCCCUCUCUGCCCUCAGCUUUG
Dromiciops gliroides (monito del monte) is the source of this 3235-nucleotide messenger RNA. It is a transcript of the gene SLC5A9, whose product is annotated as solute carrier family 5 member 9. The record is from RefSeq and is a predicted model, not a curated record. Gene Ontology annotation, molecular function: D-glucose:sodium symporter activity. Lineage: Eukaryota; Metazoa; Chordata; Mammalia; Microbiotheria; Microbiotheriidae. The transcript is spliced from 14 exons. Gene Ontology annotation, cellular component: plasma membrane. The coding region runs from base 37 to 2049 and encodes 670 amino acids. Gene Ontology annotation, biological process: transmembrane transport.